AUGUCCAGCGUCGCAUCGGAUACUCUGAAGUACGCGCGCGACGCUACGGAGCAAAUCGAUGAUCUCGUUCGGCGAGGCGAGGGGGACGAGCUACGCGUCUUGCAUGAAGAGUGGGCCAGUCGGGAUGAACACAUCGAUGAGCUGAUGGCACGGAACCGUCAGGCGUGCGCUGAUAGUUUCAACGCACGCGUACGUCUGCUUCAAGAUCUUGAGGAGAUUCGCUCGGCCGCGCGGUUGCUGGCCGACGAGAAGGCUUGUCUAGACGGUGAAAUUGACAGGCUGCUACUGGAGAACGCCCAGAGCCGAGAGGAGCCGAUGUUGGAGCAUGUUCGUCACGCCAAGGCGCAGACUGCGUUCGAGUAUCAUGAACUCGAUGUGCGUCUCCGGGAAGAGUACGCGGCCACCAAUGCAUCCAUCGGCAAGGUCAUCGAUGAACUGUCACGCUGGAAUGAGGAGAUGGGGCUGCUGCAGGGGAGCUUUGAAGAUCUCAAUGCUGCAGCAGAUGCUAUCGGGAACAUUCUUGAGAGGUUGGAGGCGGCAGAAGCAGAAGUCGCUGAUUGCCACACAUGGACUUGUACCCGUCUUGUUGUUUCGUUUUGUAGCGUGAAGGCAGGUGAAGUCGGCGAGCCUGCCUUUGCUGAAGCGCGGCUUCGGGCCGGGAAAUGCCGCUAG
Messenger RNA from Peniophora sp. CBMAI 1063, 672 nucleotides. Lineage: Eukaryota; Fungi; Basidiomycota; Agaricomycetes; Russulales; Peniophoraceae. The record is from the annotation of a GenBank genome assembly.